Messenger RNA from Leucoraja erinaceus (little skate), 3788 nucleotides. RefSeq names its product suppressor of fused homolog (Drosophila) (gene sufu). Gene Ontology annotation, molecular function: transcription factor binding. The transcript is spliced from 13 exons. The record is from RefSeq and is a predicted model, not a curated record. The coding region runs from base 160 to 1620 and encodes 486 amino acids. Gene Ontology annotation, cellular component: cytoplasm; nucleus. Lineage: Eukaryota; Metazoa; Chordata; Chondrichthyes; Rajiformes; Rajidae.
GCAGGGAGGGAGGGGGUCGGGGAGGCGUAGGUCCCGACGCCUCAUUCGGCGAGUGAGUGGCCCGCGUUGAGCUAUCCCACCCUGCAGGCGUCUUCCACACACAGGCCUGCCGGUGGAGAUCAGCCCCCUUGCGAGCUUGGUGCGAGUCCGUCGGAUCCGAUGGAGGAGCUGAGGCCUAGCGGCCCGGGCAUCGCGGCGCUGCUGCCCCCGGGACUGCACGCUAUCUACCAAGAGUGCAAGAGGCUGUACUCGGAUCAGCCCAAUCCUCUGCAAGUCACCGCCAUCGUCAAGUAUUGGUUGGGCGGACCAGACCCACUGGACUACAUUAGCAUGUACAGAAAUCCAGGGAGCCCAGCACAGGAUGUGCCAGAGCAUUGGCACUAUGUCAGCUUUGGUUUGAGUGACUUGUAUGGCGACAAUAGAGUACACGAAUUUACAGGAGUGGAAGGACCAAGUGGCUUUGGGUUUGAACUGACUUUCCGGUUAAGACGAGAAACUGGGGAAACUGCACCUCCAACGUGGCCAGCUGAACUGAUGCAGGGUUUGGCCAGAUAUGUAUUCCAGUCAGAAAACACACUAUGCAGUGGUGACCAUGUCUCUUGGCACAGCCCAUUGGACAACAGUGAAUCCCGCAUCCAACAUAUGUUAUUGACAGAAGACCCACAGCUACAAUCUGUGCGAACCCCCUUUGGAACAGUUGCUUUCCUCCAGAUUGUUGGAGUUUGUACAGAAGAACUUCAAGCAGCACAGCAGUGGAAUGGUCAAGGAAUCUUGGAGCUGCUCCGUACUGUUCCUGUAGCAGGCGGCUCUUGGCUAAUCACAGACAUGCGAAGGGGAGAAACUAUAUUUGAAUCUGAUCCACAUUUGCAGGAGAGAGUGGACAAAGGAAUUGCGACUGAUGGAUCAAAUCUGAGCGGUGUGAGUGCAAAAUGUGCGUGGGUUGAUCUAAGCCGGCCACCAGAAGAUGAAGAAGAUAGUCGAAGUAUUUAUCUCGAGAUGCACCCACGGCGUUUGUCAGAUAAAGAUACAGAGCAAAUAAGAGAAGUGUUACGUAGGGGCCUUGAAAUGAAUACCAAGCCAAUCUUGCCACCAAUUAGCUCUCAGAAACCCCAACAACAGAUUGGAAUGAACCACGACCGAGCACAACUAGUGCAAUCAGUGGGCCAUUUCCAGAGCAAGCAGACUGAAAGGACUAGGAAAGAUAGUUUGGAGAGUGAAAGUUCUGCUGCUAUUGUACCACAUGAAUUGAUCCGCACCAGGCAGUUGGAGAGUGUACACCUUAAAUUCAACCAGGAAUCAGGAACUCUUAUUCCACUGUCACUGAGAGGUAGAUUGUUACAUGGAAGGCACUUUACUUACAAAAGCAUCACAGGAGAUACAGCAAUCACAUUUGUUUCCACUGGAGUUGAAGGAGCGUUUGCUACAGAGGAACAUCCAUAUGCAGCUCAUGGUCCAUGGCUACAGAUUCUGUUGAAUGAAGAAUUUGUGGAAAGGAUGUUAGAGGAUUUAGAAGACCUGGCCUCUCAAGAAGUGAAACUGCCAAAGGAGUACAGCUGGCCAGAGAAAAAACUGAAAAUUACCAUUUUACCUGAAUCGGCAUUCGACAGUCCUCUGCAGUAGCUAAUAAUACCAAGAUUAAAUGUUAUCUGUGUAAAAAUACCUUGCCUUUAUGUUCCACUGCUAAACUUGCAAAAGUAAUUUUGCAGUACAUAAUAGUUAUUACAGUGCCCUCCAUAAUGUUUGAGGCAAAGACCAUCAUUUAUUUAUUUGCCUCUCUACUCCACAAUUACAGAAAAAAGCACAUGUGGUUAAAGUGCACAUUGUCAAAUUUUAACAAAAGGGCAUUUUUAUAUAUUUUGGUUUCACCAUGUAGAAAUUACAGUAGUGUUUAUACAUAGUCCCCCCAUUUCAGGGCGCCAUAAUGUUUGGGACACAGCAAUGUAAUGAAAGUAGUCAUGUUUACUAUUUUGUUGCAUAUCCUUUACAUGCAAUGGCUGCUUGAAGUCUGUGAUUCAUGGACAUCACCAGUUGCUGGGUGUCUUCUUUGGUGAAUCACUGCCAGGCCUUUAUUGCCGCCAUCUUUAGCUUAUGCUAGUUUUGGGGUCUAUUCACCUCCAGUUUUCUCUUCAGCAUAUAAAAGGCAUGCUCAAUUGGGUUCAGAUCGGGUGAUUGACUUGGCCACUCAAGAAUUGACAAUUUUUUAGCGCUGGAAAAACUCCUUUGUUGCUUUAGCAGUAUGUUUGGGAUCAUUGUCUUGCUGUAGAAUGAACCGCCAGCCAAUGCCUUUUGAGGCAUUUGUUUGAACUUGAGUAGAUAGGAUGUGUCUAUACACUUCAGAAUUCAUUAUGCUACUGCCAUCAGCAGUUGUAUCUUCAAUGAAGAUAAGUAAGCUAGUACCUUCACCAGCCAUACAUGCCCAGGCCAUAACACCCCCCCCCCACCACCACCAUGUUUCACAGAUAAAGUGGUAAGCUUUGGAUCUUGGGCAGUUCCUUCUCUCCUCCAUACUUUGCUCUUGCCAUCACUGAUAUAAAUUAAUAUUUGUUUCAUCUGUCCACAAGACAUUUUUCCAGAACUGUGGUUGCUCUUUCAAGUACUUCUUGGCAAACUGUAACCUGGCGGCAUCCUAUUUUUGAGGCUAACCAUCUUGCAGUGUAGCCUCUAUUUCUGUUCAUGAAGUCUUCUGCGGACAGUGGUCAUUGACAAAUCCACACCUGACUCCUGAAGAAUGUUUCUGAUCUGUCAGACAGGUGUUUGGGGAUUUUUCUUUAUUAUAGAGAGAAGUCUUCUGUCAUUAGCUGUGGAGGUCUACCUUGGCCUGCCAGCCCCUUUGCGAUUAGUAAGCUCACCAGUGCUCUCUUUCUUAAUGAUGUUCCCAACAGUUGAUUUUGGUAAGCCUACGGUUUGACUGAUGUCUCUAACAGUUUUGUGUUGGAGCUCUCUUAUACCUGCAUUAAGGAGGCAAUUAAACACACCUGAGCAAUUACAAACACCUGUGAAGCCAUGUGUCCCAAACAUUAUGGCGCUCUGAAAUGGUGGAACUAUGUGUAAACACAGCUGUAAUUUCUACAUGGUGAAACCAAAAUGCAUAAAUUUGGCCUUUAUUACAAUAUGACAAUGUACAGUUUAAAUACAUGUGAUUUUUUCUAUUACAAAUCUCAAAUUGUGGAGAUCGGAGGCAAUUAAAUAAAUGAUGGGUCUUUGUCCCAAGCAUUAUGGAGGGCACUGUAUAAAGGAUGGCUACCUAGAUAUUGUAGUUUAAAGCUGCAUUUAAAAAGUCACGCUAAUGUUAAAUCCAUUCCAAUUAAACUGGGACGUGUACUUUAGUUCACCAAACCUAUUAUAUUAAAGACCAGUAUGGGAGGGGAGCGAGCAAAUCAGUUGCACGUAGUAUUUUUAUAGCUUAUUGAUGACUUAAGUGCUGAUCAAGUACUGCUUGCCUAAAAUUGUAUGUAUCCCAUAGAUGUGUGGAUCAUUGCCAAAGAUGAGUUCCACAGCAGGUGACCUAUUUUGGGGUAUUUUCAAAUUUAUUAUACUUUUGUACAAUUUUAUGACAGUCUUUUCACCAGAAAAUUGAUUCUUUUUCAAUCAAAGUAGAGUUGGAUGGUAAAUAUGAAGGGAAGUUGAUGGAGCGAGUGGGUGAAAAGGGAGAUGUUCGGACACGAUCAACUUUUUCCUUUCACGUUAGUGGUAAAUCAACUUUAUAAUCAUCUCUCUGUUUAAAGAUAUUUUUGUUUAAUGCAUGAAAUGGUAGAUUUUUUAAAUUAAUUAUUAGGAUUCCAUUUUUU